Molecule: messenger RNA, 696 nt
Organism: Cetraspora pellucida
Lineage: Eukaryota; Fungi; Glomeromycota; Glomeromycetes; Diversisporales; Gigasporaceae
Source: the annotation of a GenBank genome assembly
ACAUCACAUAUUCAGUUUAAAUGUCUAGAAAAUUGGCGUCAUUCACAAGUGAAUAUUAAUCAUGGAUUGGUAACAUGGACUAAUAUUCACUGGUAUUCUGCAUAUAAUAAUGUAAAAUCAAUAUUUCUUCAUAAAUCUGGGUUUCGCCAACUUCUUAAUCAUAAUGAAGCUAGACAACCAAAAAUUGAAUUAGAUCAUAAAAUAAUUCGAAUUAUUGAGAAUAAAAAUCAUUGGAAAGAUAAUGAAAUUAUAAUGAAAAUACUAGAACCAGUUAAUAAUACUAUUAAAAAUUUAGAAUUUGCAAAUGGAAUUCUAAUAGAUAAUCUAUAUACAUAUUGGAAACAUAUUUCAAGUCCAAAAUAUGCUGCUCUUGUUAUAUUUGUUAAAUGUAUUCUUGCUCUUGUUCCUCAUGCUGCUGAAACAGAAAGAUGUUUUUCAACUCUUGGAUAUCAUAAUACAAAAUACCAUAAUAAUAUAAAAACUAGUACAUUAAAAAUUAUAGAAUUAAAAUAUGAAUUAGAAACCUUUUUUGAAGAAGAACAAACUGAACUUGAAGAUUUUACAAAUUUGGCACCAAAGUUUGUAAUUGAGCAAUUCAUUGAUAUUAAUGAUCCUAUUUUUUAUAAUCAAACUAUACAAACUAAUUUUAUAGAUGAAAGUUUAGUUAUUGAUAAAGAAAAUAAUGAUAGCGACUAG